AUGACGAGUCUUAAUAAUGCAGCUCUCAUGAAGAUGACUUGGAAGGUAAUGACUGAGGACUCUGAACUUGAUAAUUUUAUUCGUGCUCGUUUUAAAGGCUCUGCCUACAACAAAUCUUCAGUGUGGCAUGGUUUUAAGGAACAUUGGAAUAUCAUUCAAGAAAAUCUCGUCUGGUUAGUCGGUGAUGGUAGUAACAUAGACUUCUGGAAUGAUGUUUGGUGCAUUAAUAUGGGUUCCUCCAUCGUAGAUUUCUUAGACCUGGAUAAUUCGAACUUACACAACACAGUUGCAGAUUUUGUUGAAGAAGGAAACUGGUGCUUUCCUACUUAUAUGCCAUAG
Molecule: messenger RNA, 339 nt
Organism: Papaver somniferum (opium poppy)
Lineage: Eukaryota; Viridiplantae; Streptophyta; Magnoliopsida; Ranunculales; Papaveraceae
Exons: 1
Coding region: 1-339 (112 amino acids)
Source: RefSeq, a predicted model, not a curated record